Molecule: messenger RNA, 624 nt
Organism: Torulaspora delbrueckii
Lineage: Eukaryota; Fungi; Ascomycota; Saccharomycetes; Saccharomycetales; Saccharomycetaceae
Gene: GAR1
Product: H/ACA snoRNP pseudouridylase subunit GAR1
Exons: 1
Coding region: 1-624 (207 amino acids)
Biological process (GO): snoRNA guided rRNA pseudouridine synthesis; ribosome biogenesis
Cellular component (GO): box H/ACA snoRNP complex
Molecular function (GO): box H/ACA snoRNA binding
Source: RefSeq, a predicted model, not a curated record
AUGAGUUUCAGAGGUAGUAGUAGAGGUGGCCGUGGAGGUUUUGGCGGUAGAGGAGGCCGCGGAGGGGCUCGUGGAGGUGCUAGAAUGCCACAGGGUCCUCCAGACACUGUUUUGGAGAUGGGCUCUUUUAUGCAACCUUGUGAAGGUGAUAUUGUUUGCCGUUCGAUAAAUACCAAGAUUCCAUACUUCAAUGCCCCAAUAUAUCUGGAAAAUAAGUCUCAGAUCGGUAAAGUUGAUGAGAUCUUGGGUCCAUUGAAUGAAGUUUUCUUUACUAUAAAGUGUUCUGAAGGUGUUCAAGCGACGAGUUUUAAGGAUGGCGAUAAAUUUUACAUUGCUCCUGAUAAAUUGUUGCCAAUUGAAAGGUUUUUGCCCAAGCCAAAGGUCGCUGGACCACCAAAACCAAAGAAGAAGAAGCCUUCUGGUAGAGGUGGAGCUCCUGGUGGCCGUGGUGGCCGUGGUGGCUUCAGCAGAGGUGGUUCUAGAGGCGGUUUCGGUGGUGGCCGUGGUGGUGGAUUCAGUAGAGGUGGGUCCCGUGGUGGAUUUGGCGGAGGUCGCGGCGGUUCCAGAGGUGGAUUUGGUGGUUCUCGUGGUGGAUUCAGAGGCGGUCGUGGUGGUAGAAGGUGA